Sarcophilus harrisii (Tasmanian devil) is the source of this 3372-nucleotide messenger RNA. RefSeq names its product rho-related GTP-binding protein RhoG. Gene Ontology annotation, molecular function: GTPase activity; protein kinase binding; GTP binding. The transcript is spliced from 3 exons. Bases 863 to 1438 code for a protein of 191 amino acids. Gene Ontology annotation, biological process: regulation of actin cytoskeleton organization; regulation of cell shape; cortical cytoskeleton organization. NCBI's taxonomy places the organism in Eukaryota, Metazoa, Chordata, Mammalia, Dasyuromorphia, Dasyuridae. The record is from RefSeq and is a predicted model, not a curated record. Gene Ontology annotation, cellular component: plasma membrane; cytoplasmic vesicle; cell projection.
UUCUCCUCAUCUGAGGACCUUUGCUUCAGGCAGUCCCUUUGAUUGAUUCCAAGGACAGGUUUCCAUUUAUGGAAAGUGGCAGGGCUAGUUUUCUGUGGCCCCCCUCCCCCCCCCAGGAUGGGAGCAGAAGAUUCCCAUUAAACCUGAAAAGCAUUUUAAGAACAUGUUUAUACAAUAGAGAAAUGUUUUCAUAGAAAUGCCUGCCUCAGUUGUGCAUGUAAACUGUAGUCCCGGGUCUCUAGAAUAAGGCACCUGCUGCCGUGCUGGCGCUGCCAUAUUGCUGGAGGGUUUGCAAAGCAUUUUAUGAAUAUGAUCUCGUUUGAUCCCUGGGAAGCAGGUGCUUUUAUGGCCCCCAUGUUGCAGAUUAAGGCCCAGAUGGGUUAAGUGGCUCACCCUGGGUCACCCAGCUGGGAAGUAUCUGAGGCUGAAUUUGAACUCAGGGCUUCUUGACAAGAGGUGGUGCCCCUUCACUGACCUAAGUACUGUUCCUCUUAAGGUUACCUUGCCCGUGAACCCCUACGCUGCUGCACUUCAGUAGCCAAGGUGAGCCAAGGUGGCCGUCAUAGGGAGAGCAUUUGGGGAUGGAACUUCUAAGGGCUGCUGUGGAGAGCUCUCCUUGAGAAUUACUAGAUUUUGCACCUGGGUUAUCUUCUUGGACAAAGAGGCUUCCCUUUGCAGGGUGGGAGCAGAAUCCCGAGGCUCCGAAUAUAGCGACCGGCUAUCUGGAAGAGGAUGGGAAGAGUGCAAAGACUGACCGACCUCAGAGAGGAGGUGGUGGGUUUCCCUGGAGGAUCAAGCUGCUUGAGCUGCUCUGUUUUGGGACCAGGCUUUGAACACCGAGACCGUGGAGGGAGGAGGAAGGAUGCAGACAAUCAAGUGUGUGGUGGUUGGGGAUGGGGCUGUGGGCAAGACGUGCCUUCUUAUUAGCUACACGACCAACGCCUUUCCCGAGGAGUACAUCCCCACCGUCUUCGACAAUUACAGUGCCCAGAUGUCCGUGGACGGCCGGACGGUCAGCCUGAAUCUGUGGGACACGGCCGGCCAAGAGGAGUACGACCGGCUCCGGACCCUGUCCUACCCUCAGACCAAUGUCUUUGUCAUCUGCUUCUCCAUUGGCAGCCCUUCCUCCUAUGCCAAUGUGCGGCACAAGUGGCAUCCGGAGGUCUCCCAUCAUUGCCCCAAUGUGCCUAUCCUGCUUGUGGGCACCAAAAAGGACCUGCGAAAUGACCUCGCGACCUUGAAGAGACUGAAGGAGCAGAGCCUGUCGCCUACUACUCCUCAGCAAGGGACCUCCCUGGCCAAGCAAGUGGGCGCUGUUAAGUAUCUCGAGUGCUCGGCCCUGAUGCAGGAUGGGGUCGGUGAGGUGUUCGCGGAGGCUGUGAGAGCUGUGCUAUACCCGGUCACCAAGAAGAACACAAAGAAAUGCAUCCUCUUGUAGCUCCAGCAACAGCGCCUGGGCACCAGUGGCCAGCCGGCGCCGUGGGCCUCCUCUGCCGGGAACCCUUCUGUCGCCCCCAGUCCUGAGGGUAUUUGGGACUGGGCCUGAUGAGGAAGUGGGGAACAGGGCUGGGCGGGACUGCCUGCUCCUUGGUGCUGAGCAUUGGGCUUUGUGGGGCAGGUGUGGUUGCAUGAAGUUGUUGCCUUAAGUUUUUCUUUUCUUUCUUUGGAUGUACCAAUUUUGGAAAGUUUGUUUGUUUCUUGUUUGUUUCCCAGAUGUUCCUUACGCUUAGCCCUGUCCCUCUCCUGCCUGUGCCCUUCCCACCUCUCUCCCAAGAUGAGGUGUUUACUUCGGCAAGGUCUAUGAGAAACGGGGGGCCUCCUAGUGAGGCCAGCGGGGCGGAAGGAGCUGGGGGCCUCUUGGAUCUCCCUUGGUUUCCCACCGAGCCUUCCUUGGCCCCGGGCCUCAGGUGACAUGGCCCCGAUGAAAUGCUUCAUAAAUGCAAAGAUUAAUGGAGGCCAUGGUGCUUUGGGGAUAGGCUCUGGUGGCAGUGCAGGCCUCGUGGUAUCCUCCAUUUCAUUACUCUUUUCUACCCAGAAAGGGAAACCACAUGACACAGGACAGACUUUAGCAUCCUUCUUACCACUAACAUUAAGGAGAUUCUUUGUCUCUUCUUCAGGGCUGAACUCGGAGACUCCUUGAUUGGUGGGACAGUUUUCUUAUCUCUAUGCCUGCCCUGUGAGGCUUAGGGCUUUUUAGGAGCUCGAGGCUGGGGUUGUGUCCGUCCUUCCCCUGUUUUUCCCCCCCUUCACCCCCAUUCCCUCCCCGAUUGAGGGACCUCCCCCUCUUGAUUGGCCCAAACAAUUCAGCUAUUCCUCCAUUCUCUCCAUCUGAGUUUAUGGGAUUUUGUGAUUCCCCAGAAGGAAAAAGAAAACCCCUCUACUCUUGAUUUGGGAGGGACAGCCAGAUGUAGCACUGACUUCCCCACAUACCCCACUUUUAAAAAUUAUACUGAGGCUGGUGGGAAUCUGGGAAAUGGUAUUAAAUGGAUCUCUUGUGUCUCCUUUCCUCUUCCUUCAGUGAAUAAGAUGUGCCUUUUGUGAUCUCAACAUUCCCAAUCCUAGAUGGUGGAUUUUGGCCUGGGUAUAUUUAGAGGGAGCCUUCUAGAGGACUAGGAACUCUGGGUAGAAGCAAAUAUUAGGGCUUGGUGUAGGGAAUCUGCACCAUCCUUUCCUCUUCACCCUAAACUAAUUUCUCCUCUUUAUCAUGUGCCAUAAGAUCAGGAGAUGAAACUCAUCAGGCUUCAUAGACACUUUAUCCCCAGCUGCAGACAAGUGCUUACUGGUGCUUCCAUAUAGCUCGGCACCAUUGGACUGAACCCAGGAAAGAAAGGCCCAGAAAAUAUCCUACUGUCCAUGUAUCAGCUUCUAACUGCCAUUUUCAUGCCAUAUCUAUUUCCCCAUGUGUCAAGCACGGUGGUCGUAGCCCAAGGGGUGGGGGGAAGGCUGCCUCUCUUGGUAGAGGCAGCAUCUUAACUAACAUACAUUAGCACUUUGGGGGGAAAAAAAGCCCUGCUUUAAUGAGGGGAGUGUGUGGUCCUCAAGAGCCAGCCACUUCAGGGCCUAUGAUACCAGUUGUUCGGAUGUUUGCCCACCAUCGGCCAGAUGAGAUCUCAGAGGUGCAUUAUGGCUAUCCCGAUGGCUCAAGCUCGUGGUACUCUUUGAGGGCUUUGUCACGGUCUCCAAAUUGCCCAAUCGUUAGCAAAUUCAUCAAAUUGAAAAACUGGCAAUUCAAUUUUAUUUGCAGUUCCAAAUUCUCUCCCCCAUUGAGAAGGCAAGGAAAAUAGAACCCAUUACAAACAUGUCUAGGCAGACAAAACACCUUUCCACUGUAGCCAGGCUCUCCUCCCAUGCCUCCCCCCCCCCCCCCCCCCC